This is a messenger RNA of Triticum aestivum (bread wheat), 2152 nucleotides long. RefSeq lists its product as uncharacterized. NCBI's taxonomy places the organism in Eukaryota, Viridiplantae, Streptophyta, Magnoliopsida, Poales, Poaceae. The transcript has 5 exons. The record is from RefSeq and is a predicted model, not a curated record. The coding region runs from base 119 to 721 and encodes 200 amino acids.
ACAGCGAAGUGACAUAUCCCAGUCACAGCACCAAAGGCAUUGUUUUUUAGGUCUAUUAUGCAAGGAGGAACAGCUCGUCCGAUUCCCUCUAGCAAGUUUUCAUCUCGGAGGAAGUCCAAUGGCGACCGAGGGCAUGCUCCAUGGCGGAGUAAUCCCUUUCUCCUCCAGUCCUGGGUCUCCCAGAUCAUCUGUCCCCUUCAAGGUCCAACAUGAAACUGAAAGAAACACUGAGCAUCCCAGAGUAGAGAGUGGCUCCCGUGUUCUUCAAUCGUUGGAUCAAAACAUCCUAGCGCAGCCUACGCGUCCAAGCUCUGUUCUUCUGCGAGCUUCAAGCAUUCCUCAACCGGAUGGGUCAUCUGAUUGCGCGCAGAACUGUGUGUCUGGCACAAGCCAACUCGUCGUCCCCGGCUGGAAUAAAAGGAACAUCGGUGUUGAGGGUCCUGAUUCCCGAGUUACACCUUCUAAAAUGUCUGCAAUCGAAGAGCGUCUCUUGCAAUUAAAGGACCGCACGGGUGAUGCAAUAUUUGAGCCUACAGCAGGCACAACUUUCGACUCUAGCCAGGAAGCAUACGAUUUCUAUAAUUUGUAUUCAGGGAGUGUGGAUUUGGCAUCCGUCGCGCAAAAAGUCGCACCAACACAAACAAAUACAGGAGCAUGCAUGAACUCUGUGUUAAUGCGCGGGCAAGCCCAAAAGGGAGAAUGCAUCAUCUUGCAAGACUGAUUGCAAGGCAAUGAUCAAAUUGUUACGCACAGAAGAUCAUGGCUAGUACGUGGCUGCCUUUGUCAAAGAACACAAUCAUAGGCUGUCAUCAGGGUACGAUCAGAAAAUGCAGUGGAACUCUCAUAAUAGUAUUGAUGCAAUACGUGAAACUUCAUAAAAAAAUCUCCGAGAGAACAACAUCAGUAUAAGCAAGGUUUAUAGUAUUUUGGGUGGUGGUGAAGAGAGCUUGCAAACGGUGCCGUACCGAAAACAAGUCUUGAGAACCCUGUGUGCUAAAUAUUCACAGGAGUCAAUUAAAGAUGAUUUAGCAAAGACAAUGCAGCUAUUGCAGCAAAUGAAGGCAGAAGACUACAACCUGAGAGUAGAAGUUGAUCUGGACGACGCUGAAGGUCGAAUUCGUUCAAUGCUAUGGUGCACCGGGAAGAACCGAGAGGACUACUUGCAUUUUGGUGAUGUAGUUACAUUUGACACCACAUACAAGACAAACUUAUACAUGGCGGUGUACUAAUGCGUGAGGAGACAGAGGCAGCAUUCAAGUGGGUUUUUAGCACAUUCUCUGACUACGAGGACGAACCCCAUGAUGGAGAUGGGCUCCGACGACACCGCACCGGAGUCCGUGCCUGUGCAUGCCGGCUGCACCAUGGGGCAGGCGCACUACAACGCCGCCAUGACGGAGGAGCAGCUAGCGAUGGCGCCUAUGUUGGCAUUCCAGCAGGUGCAGGAUGAAGAGCGGUACAACAUGUCCCUUCUAGAGUAGCACCGCCUGGCGGAGGGCCAGAUAGACGGCGAGCACGCGAAGAAGGAGGCCGUGACGGCCAUGGCCCCGGCGAACCCCAACUUCGUCGCGGAGAAGCGUGUGAUCUACGAGGCCGUUCGAGCUCAAGCCGCCGCCACGGAUGCGCUCCUGCAGGUGAUCGCGGACGAGAACAAUGCCAGCUGCGCCUCCUACGCGCUGCCGACGAACUAUCUGGACGGCCCGGUUGGGCGACAACAGGGUCAGCGCCACUAUUUUGAUCGUGGACCUCACGUCCACCUACAACAAACAGGUCAAUAUCCAAAAUUAAUCUCAUUUUAAAAGGUUUGACGCAAGUAGUUUCAACAUAGAAAAGAAUUCAAAAACAAAAAAAAUGGUUUAAAAGAUAUGGAUGUUUUAAAUUAGACUAGGUGAAAGACAUGGUUGGAUUUAUUGUGUUGCGGAAGAGAGAGAGAGUGAGAGAAUUAUUCGGGCACGUUACUGUCAUACAUGCAUGUGAAGUACAGUGUUUUGCUGAAAAGCCAAUAUUCUUUACAAAAAUUAUAAAUUAUGUAAAGCCAUAUACGGUGUUAGGUGGCACUAGUUGGCUGGUUAGAGCGUUGGCGGUAGGUAUUGGUACCGCACAAUUUUCAUUUUCCACGUAGCAUACCCUAGGCAAAACUGACAUACUCCCUUCA